This is a messenger RNA of Gorilla gorilla gorilla (western lowland gorilla), 5630 nucleotides long. RefSeq names its product solute carrier organic anion transporter family member 3A1 (gene SLCO3A1). NCBI's taxonomy places the organism in Eukaryota, Metazoa, Chordata, Mammalia, Primates, Hominidae. Bases 157 to 1941 code for a protein of 594 amino acids. Gene Ontology annotation, biological process: transmembrane transport; sodium-independent organic anion transport; prostaglandin transport. Gene Ontology annotation, cellular component: basolateral plasma membrane. Gene Ontology annotation, molecular function: protein binding. The transcript is spliced from 10 exons. The record is from RefSeq and is a predicted model, not a curated record.
CACCUCUCCAGCCCCGGCAGGACGGGGGCGGCCGCCGCGAACCCGGGGCGGGGACAGCACGCAGCCUCGAGGCGCGCACCCCCGCCCGGCAGCGGCCCCGACACCCGGGGCGAGCGGGAAAGCGGCAGCGGCGGCGGCGGCGGCGGCGGGGGAAGGAUGCAGGGGAAGAAGCCGGGCGGUUCGUCGGGCGGCGGCCGGAGCGGCGAGCUGCAGGGGGACGAGGCGCAGAGGAACAAGAAAAAGAAAAAGAAGGUGUCCUGCUUUUCCAACAUCAAGAUCUUCCUGGUGUCCGAGUGCGCCCUGAUGCUGGCGCAGGGCACGGUGGGCGCCUACCUGGUGAGCGUCCUGACCACCCUGGAGCGUAGGUUCAACCUGCAGAGCGCUGACGUGGGUGUGAUCGCUAGCAGCUUCGAGAUCGGGAACCUGGCGCUCAUCCUCUUCGUGAGCUACUUCGGGGCACGCGGGCACCGGCCGCGCCUGAUCGGCUGCGGCGGCAUCGUCAUGGCGCUGGGCGCGCUGCUGUCGGCGCUGCCCGAGUUCCUGACCCACCAGUACAAGUACGAGGCGGGCGAGAUCCGCUGGGGCGCCGAGGGCCGCGACGUCUGCGCAGCCAACGGCUCGGGCGGCGACGAGGGGCCCGACCCCGACCUCAUCUGCCGCAACCGGACGGCUACCAACAUGAUGUACUUGCUGCUCAUUGGGGCCCAGGUGCUCCUGGGCAUCGGUGCUACCCCUGUGCAGCCCCUGGGCGUCUCCUACAUCGACGACCACGUGCGGAGGAAGGACUCCUCGCUCUAUAUAGGAAUCCUGUUCACGAUGCUGGUAUUUGGACCAGCCUGCGGGUUUAUCCUGGGCUCUUUCUGUACCAAAAUCUACGUGGAUGCGGUCUUCAUUGACACAAGUAACCUGGACAUCACUCCGGACGACCCCCGCUGGAUCGGAGCCUGGUGGGGUGGCUUUCUGCUCUGCGGUGCCUUACUCUUCUUCUCUUCCCUCUUGAUGUUUGGGUUUCCACAGUCCCUGCCCCCGCACUCAGACCCCGCCAUGGAAAGCGAGCAGGCCAUGCUCUCCGAAAGAGAAUACGAGAGACCCAAGCCCAGCAACGGGGUCCUGAGGCACCCCCUGGAGCCAGACAGCAGUGCCUCCUGUUUCCAGCAGCUGAGAGUGAUCCCGAAGGUCACCAAGCACCUGCUCUCAAACCCUGUGUUCACCUGCAUCAUCCUGGCCGCCUGCAUGGAGAUUGCAGUGGUGGCUGGCUUUGCUGCCUUUUUGGGGAAGUACCUGGAGCAGCAGUUUAACCUCACCACCUCUUCUGCCAACCAGCUGCUUGGGAUGACUGCGAUCCCGUGUGCUUGUCUGGGUAUCUUCCUGGGAGGUCUUUUGGUGAAGAAGCUCAGCCUGUCUGCCCUGGGGGCCAUUCGGAUGGCCAUGCUCGUGAACCUGGUGUCCACUGCUUGCUACGUCUCCUUCCUCUUCCUGGGCUGCGACACUGGCCCUGUGGCUGGGGUUACUGUUCCCUAUGGAAACAGCACAGCACCUGGCUCAGCCCUGGACCCCUACUCGCCCUGCAAUAAUAACUGUGAAUGCCAAACCGAUUCCUUCACUCCAGUGUGUGGGGCAGAUGGCAUCACCUACCUGUCUGCCUGCUUUGCUGGCUGCAACAGCACGAAUCUCACGGGCUGUGCGUGCCUCACCACCGUCCCUGCUGAGAACGCAACCGUGGUUCCUGGAAAAUGCCCCAGUCCUGGGUGCCAAGAGGCCUUCCUCACCUUCCUCUGUGUGAUGUGUAUCUGCAGCCUGAUCGGUGCCAUGGCACAGACACCCUCAGUCAUCAUCCUCAUCAGGACAGUCAGCCCUGAACUCAAGUCUUACGCUUUGGGAGUUCUUUUCCUCCUCCUUCGUUUGUUGGGACCCAGUAAGAUUAAGCACCAUUAUUGUUAAUGUGAAGGCCGGCAAAGACAUCAGAUCCUGUGACAUCGUCAACUUUUUUGCUGGCCUAGCAAGGGCAAUGGGGAUACAAUGGGGACAUCACAGGUUAGUGUGACAAGAUUCGAGUUGGCACAGGUGCAACAGGAAUAUGUAGAAGGGCCUCCUAAUCUUGCCUUGGGAUGGGAGCAGUGGGUUUGGAAAGGGUGUGAUGUCUAUGCUCAGCCCUGGGGAAGGAGUAAGAGUCAUACAGAUGAGCAGGGAGAAGGACUUAAGAGGUGAAAGCCCAGGGAUGAACAAAGGUCCCAGCAUGUUUGGGGGCUGCAGAAGGCCCAGACUGGGGGGAAAGGGGGGACAGAAGAAGAUGGAGCUGGAGAGGGUAGUGGAUCAGGAACUUGGUCAGGAAGGGCUUCUGCCCUGUUGCUGCAUUUGACCUUUAUCUCGGGAGGGUGAGGCAGAAGAAUCCCUUGAACCCGGGAAGCAAAUGAAAGUUGUUGAUGGGCUUUAACCAGAGAGUGACAAGAUCCACUGUGUAUUUUAGAAAGGGCUUGUCUGCCAUGUGGAGAAUAAGAACAUGGCUGAAGAAGUUGCUGCUGUAAUGAAGUGAAUGACAGAGGCUCGUGCUGAGAUGGUGCUUGCAGGAUGGGGAGAGGGUAGGGUUGAGAAAUAAAAGGAAGAAUCUGCAUUAUGCAUUAUUCUCCGAGUGGAAGCAUAAGAACUGGAGUCUUAGAAAGGGGCACCCACAGUGCCCACUCCUAAGAAAGUCUUGGGUAAUGUGGUGAACAGGGGAAUUAUUUAUAAGACAGGAAGAAAAGAUGUAGAGCAAGUUGGGAGUGGUGUAGACCAGCGGUCUCCAGUGGAACGUUCUUUGAUGAUGGAAAUGUUCUCUGUCUGUACCACAGGUGCUGUUGCACACUUGAAAUGUGGCUUCUGUAGCCUACUUUAAUUUUAUUAGUUUUCACAUAAGUAGGUGGAUGUGGCCAGUGUCUGCCAUACUGGACAAUGAGGGGGCCAUCUUUGAUGCACCACCCUCAUGGGUCAGAGUGAGGAAGUGGGAUAGGGGAACAGGAAGACCCUCUUUCCAGACACUUGGGUGUAAGUGAAGAGGGCAGGAGCUAGAAAUGAAUGUGAGAUCGGUCUCCCUUGUUGCUUUACCCACCAACAGCAAGGAGUUGGUAGAAAGGGCCAGGGCAGGGCUGCAGAGGUGUACUGGCCAGUGGGGCUCUGGGAGUGGCCCCAGCACCCUGGAGUAGAAGCAGGAGUGUGGCAGGAGAGUGGAGCAAAGAAGCUGAGGGUGAUGAUCAAAGUAGGGCUGAGAUGGGAGAAAGGAGAGAGGACAAAGAUACAGGAACUGUAAAAACUAGUUGUAAUAAAUAAUGGAAAAAGAACUGGAGGAUGUGGCCAAAGCCUCAUUGUCUGACUUCGAGAUUAUGGAAGUGGAGCAGUUCUGACCAAUGACAAAGCCCAGGGUGUUGCUGGCCAGAGAGAUACAGGGGUCAAGAGCCUGGAUGUUGAGAGUGAGUUAAUGAAAGGCUCACAUGGACAAGUUUAUGUUGAGUCGGGGAGGAAGACACUGAGCUGGAGAAGGGUCAGUGAAUUCAGAGUAAACUGAACGAUCUACUCAUAGCAGAAUUCCUGGUAUAAUUGAGUCCAUCCUCCUUUAUUCUUCUGCAGGUGUCUUGGCUACUCCUUUUCUCUCCGGGCUGUGGGCAAAGUCUCUGCUCCUGAGUUGGUCUAGAAUCUUGUUCCUGGGGCCUACUGCUUGCCAGGGUGUUACACCAAAUUAAAUUAGUGGAAACAAACAUGCGCUGAGACUCUUCCACAUCCAAGGUGCUGUCUAGGGGCUGCUCAGGGUGCACAGAUAAGUAGGUGCCAAUAUCCUGCCUCUGGCGGCUCCAGUAGGAGAACAAAGCAAGUGUGGGGAAGGUGUGGGGUUACAGGAGUUAUAGAGGGCCUUGAUUUUCAAGGGGAGAAAUUAUACUUGGCUGAGUAGUUGCCAGUGUGGAGCAAAUGGGGGUUUCAGAUGGGAGAGUGAAUGUACAUUCAGAAUUCUGCUUUAGGUAGAGCAGCAGGUGAGCAGGGCAUGAGGUUUAGCAGGAUGAAGGGUAACCCAUCAAAAGCAUUGAAGUGAGAAGCUGACCACCAGCAAAGCAGUGGGUUUGAACGGUAAAGACAGAUGGGGGAGCCACAUAGAGAGACAGCAUCUGUUGAGACCCCCCCAACCCAACCGACCUAAGUGAAAGCAAAGGGGAAGCAAUGAAAGCUCAAGAUGAGGCUGAGGUUUGGAGCCCCUGGGACUGAGGCUAUGGAGAAGCCUUUAAUAGAAUAAGACACAAUAGAUCAAGUGUCUCAGGGUGUCAUUAGGGAUGGGCUUAGCUUCCACGAUACCACUACAAACUCCCCACAUACACUGACCCUACCUCUUAAUUUUCCAGCCUGCCCACCUAGCCAAAAGCAUAGGGAAGGCCCUCGGGGUGCAUUUCUGUAGGCAGGGGUCAUUCCUGAGCAGACUGUCCUUGGUCUGGGGUGAUUUGUGAACUACUCCAGAAAAGUACAUCCUAGACACUCCUGAUGUGGCUUGUCAGACAUUUGUUGAGUUCCUGCUGUGAGCAUCGUCUUGCAUAUGCCAAAGUCUAUAGGCAAGUGGAAAAAUGAAGGUGUUAAAUGCUGCUUUGGAAGAAGCAAGCACAGCAUGCCCAGGGGCCCCAGGUGAGAGAUGAGAGGGAGUGAGAUACGGCGGUGGGAUGCAUGGAAGACCCCUUCCACUUGCCUACACUUUUAAUUGUUCAUUCGGCGAACAUAUGUUAGGCACCAGCCAUGUGCCCUGGCUCUGUCAGCAGUGUACCUCACCUCCUGAUGUACCUGCACCACCCAUGAUCUGCCACCCUUACCUGUGCUGAGAUGACAUCCAGUAUUUACCAUGGGCCCUCUAAAGUCUGUCACACCUGCUCUUGAGCCUAGCUCUGCCUUUCCUGACCAUGUGGCAGAUUAUUUAAGCUCUCUGGGCCUUACCAACUUUAACAAGGGGUCCAGGAAUGAAAGGAGAACAUAGUAGCUCCUGCAGCCUCUCCAGUUUAAGAAAAGCAAAUGUCAGGUAUCACUGGAAGACAGCCCAGAUUCUUUCUUGGCGUUGCUGAAGCAGAGAACUCAUUAAACCUUCCAGGAGAAUACACUUUUCAGCAUCUCCCUUUCUAGCUGGUGCUGGACAUAACAGUAAUUCCACCAGGUUGAAUCGAGAUUCCAUGGUGAAUUCAAGUCUUGGCAGGUAAGCCAGAGAGAAACAGAUAUCUUUUUAAAUGUAAAUGGCCGUAAUUUUCAGCUUCCGUUUUGUCCCGUAAAGGAAUUUGAACUUAUUUUUCUUACAAAAGCCUUUCAGUUCACCUUUUAAGUUUAGACCAAGGAAUAUAAAUAGGCCCAGCCAUUUCAACUAAGAGAGUAAAUUAAAUAGCCAAGAUAUAAGGCCCUGAGGUUUAAUCUCUGUUAAUAGAUUUCAGGAAAACAGAGACAAUGUUCUUAAACUGUGCAGCAAUUUAUGCAUUGAAAUAUAUAUAGCUGCAGUUUAAGCCAGAGUGUAACAGUAAGAUUUAGUCCUUUUAAUAUUCCCUGUAAUAGCGGGGAACAGCAUUGAGCCUGCGCAUACCUUCCUCAGCACAGGGUGGGUUCCCAGUGCCCCAGUGAUGGAACCCUAUUAACACCUGCUUCAU